This is a messenger RNA of Cuscuta campestris, 1642 nucleotides long. NCBI's taxonomy places the organism in Eukaryota, Viridiplantae, Streptophyta, Magnoliopsida, Solanales, Convolvulaceae. The record is from the annotation of a GenBank genome assembly.
ACCAGCGAGAGGGGGAGAGAAGAAUUGCCCUUUAAUUCUCUCUCUCUCUCUCUCCCGAGAUUUAAACAAAGUGCGUAUAAAACAAUGAAUGUGAUGCGUCGUUUCAGAAGUAUUGCUUCCGGCCUCUCGUCCGUCUCAGAUCCAGGAGGGGAUUUAAUCAUAAGGAGGGUGAAAGAUGAACAAGAAGUUGAUCCAGCGGCUGCAGGUGAACCUGCAUUAGAAGAAGAAUGCAGUAGUACUGCUUCAAACAAGGAUGCAGCUUCUACAUCUGGGGAAACUAAAACAUCACAUGUUGCUAGACAUGACAAAUCCCGAUAUGCCAGUGCGCUUGAUGAUCAAGAUGACAACAUAAGGGAAAUGGAGCCUCAUGCCAUUAGUGGUAACGGAACUGAAGCAGGUCAGAUAAUAGUAAUUAAUGUGGGUGGCCGCGAUGGACAACCCGAACAGAAAUUGUCGUACAUGACAGAGCGUGUGGUAGGUUCUGGUUCUUUUGGGGUUGUUUUUCAGGCAAAGAACCUUGAAACUGGAGAAAGUGUUGCUAUAAAGAAGGUUCUACAGGACAAGCGAUACAAGAAUAGGGAACUCCAGAUUAUUCGUUUAUUUGAUCAUUCUAAUGUUGUCCAAAUGAAGCAUUGCUUCUAUUCAACAACUGACAGGAAUGAAGUUUACCUUAAUCUUGUAAUGGAGUAUGUUUCUGAAACUGUCUACAAAGUGUCUAGGCACUAUAGCAGAAUGAACCACCACAUGCCCAUUAUAUAUGCGCAACUCUAUGUAUACCAGAUUUGUCGAGGUUUGAAUUAUAUGCACAACGUGAUCGGUGUAUGCCACCGAGAUAUCAAACCUCAAAAUUUAUUGGUCAAUCCUCACACACAUCAGCUAAAGAUUUGUGAUUUUGGGAGUGCAAAGAUGUUGGUUCCUGGUGAGCCAAACAUAUCAUACAUUUGUUCUCGGUACUAUAGGGCUCCGGAGUUGAUAUUCGGAGCCACUGAGUAUACCGUUGCAAUUGACAUGUGGUCUGUUGGUUGUGUCAUGGCUGAACUACUUCUCGGACAGCCUAUAUUUCCUGGUGAAAGUAGUGUCGACCUGCUUGUAGAAAUCAUUAAGGUUCUAGGGACACCAAGUAGGGAGGAGAUCAAAUGUAUGAAUCCGAACUACAGGGAGUUUAAGUUCCCACAAGUCAAGGCUCAUCCGUGGCACAAGGUGUUUCAUAAAAGAAUGCCUCCAGAGGCAGUGGAUCUAGUCUCACAGCUGCUCCAGUACUCGCCAACAAUGCGUUGUAACGCUUUGGAGGCUCUUGCACAUCCGUUCUUUGAUGCUCUAAGGGAGCCAAAUGCAUGCUUGCCUAAUGGAAAACCUUUGCCUCCUCUCUUCAACUUCACUCCCCAAGGGUGGUUUAUUGCUCAAUGAAAAAUGUAAUAGUCAUAAACAAAAAGGCAACAAAGUUUACAAUUUUGUUAUUUGUGAAUCCAUAAAUGUUAACUUUGUUAAUUUUGUGAUUCCAAUAUUUUCCAAAGUUUAUAUCCAGAUACAUGUUAUGUACUAUGUAUUGUGAUUUUAUUUCUUUUUUAGGUCGUUUUUGAUUGGUAGCAACCUUUGUUGCUUUUUUGUAGGAUGUUAGCAAAAAUAAAUAGUUAACAAAUGG